AAGACCUGGAGCACCUCGGAGCUGCGACCUCCAGUUCACAACACCACCUGCCUCACACCCGGGCUCAUCUUUUCAUCCCACCCCCACCCCACCCCCCUCUCUGUUCACGGUGUCCUGGGAGGCUGCGACCUGCGUAGAUGAUUUAGCAGACUGCCCCUGCCCCUGCUUCUGCUCCUCCUCCUCCUCCUCUUUCUUCCCCGCUCUCUCUCUCUCUGUCGCCUCCUCUUCCAGCCCAGGCGCCCAGACUCGACGAAGCGCAGUGCCUGCCACCCGCGGUGCCUCGGGCUGCCCGGCGCGCCGCGCUCCCAGGUUCUGUCUCGCCGCACCCCGGCGGGCACUGGCGCGGGCAAGGACGCUGGCGGGGAGAACGCCCUGGGUUCAACGCAUUCCUGAAUCGAAUGUUGAGAAAAGCAGUGCUUUGAUCCAGCUCAGGAGAAAAAGGAGCGGGUUCCGAGUGAGACUUCUGGAGCCAGCGGGACGCCCCAGUUUGCCCAGUGCGGCACGGCUGCACGCACCAUCCACAAGGAACCUUCACUCAGAAGAAAUGCUGUGGCCCUUCCCUUUACCAACAGAAAAUGGAACACAAGAGACCACAUAGCUGAACAAAUUACAGCCUCCUUACAAGUGAGAAACCUUCGAGGCUACGUAGUUUUCAGCCAAAGAAAAAUAACCAACCGCUUCUCCACAGUGUACACUGAAACAGGGAAAACAUGAACAUCACAAACUGUACCACAGAAGCCGGCAUGGCUGUGAGGCCCAAGACCAUCACUGAAAAGAUGCUCAUUUGCAUGACUCUGGUGGUCAUCACUACCCUCACCACGUUGCUGAACUUGGCGGUGAUCAUGGCUAUCUGCACCACCAAGAAGCUCCACCAGCCUGCCAACUACCUAAUCUGUUCUCUGGCCGUGACGGACCUCCUGGUAGCCGUGCUCGUCAUGCCCCUGAGCAUCAUAUACAUUGUCAUGGACCGCUGGAAGCUUGGAUACUUCCUCUGUGAGGUGUGGCUGAGUGUGGACAUGACCUGCUGCACCUGCUCCAUCCUCCACCUCUGUGUCAUUGCCCUGGACAGGUACUGGGCCAUCACCAAUGCUAUUGAAUACGCCAGGAAGAGGACGGCCAAGAGGGCGGCGCUGAUGAUCCUCACCGUCUGGACCAUCUCCAUUUUCAUCUCCAUGCCCCCUCUGUUCUGGAGGAGCCACCGCCGCCUAAGCCCUCCCCCUAGCCAGUGCACCAUCCAGCACGACCAUGUUAUCUACACCAUUUACUCCACGCUGGGUGCGUUUUAUAUCCCCUUGACUUUAAUACUGAUUCUCUAUUACCGGAUUUACCACGCGGCCAAGAGCCUUUACCAGAAAAGGGGAUCGAGUCGGCACUUAAGCAACAGAAGCACAGAUAGCCAGAAUUCUUUUGCAAAUUGUAAACUUACACAGACUUUCUGUGUGUCUGACUUCUCCACUUCAGACCCUACCACAGAGUUUGAAAAGUUCCAUGCCUCCAUCAGGAUCCCACCCUUCGACAAUGAUCUAGAUCACCCAGGAGAACGCCAGCAGAUUUCUAGCACCAGGGAACGGAAGGCAGCGCGCAUCCUGGGGUUGAUUCUGAGCGCAUUCAUUUUGUCCUGGCUGCCAUUUUUCAUCAAAGAGUUGAUUGUGGGUCUGAGCAUCUACACCGUGUCCUCGGAAGUGGCCGAUUUUCUGACGUGGCUCGGUUAUGUCAAUUCUCUGAUCAACCCUCUGCUCUAUACGAGUUUUAAUGAAGAUUUUAAGCUGGCUUUUAAAAAGCUCAUUAGAUGCCGAGAGCAUGCUUAGACUGUCAAAAGCUAAAAGGCACGACUUUUACCAGAGCCUCAUGAGUGGAUGGGGGUAAGGGGUGCAACUUAUUAAUUCUUGGACAUACUUGGUUCAGGAGAGUUUGUAAGUAUGUGUGGUCUUGUUUUCUUGUUUGUUUGUUUGUUUGUUUGUUUUGUUCUGUUUUGUUUGAGGAUUGUUAUUUGGCGUGCUGUUUUCUACCUCUGGUCUUAUCUGUGAUACAUAAUUUCAA
This is a messenger RNA of Mandrillus leucophaeus (drill), 2040 nucleotides long. RefSeq names its product 5-hydroxytryptamine receptor 1E. Gene Ontology annotation, cellular component: dendrite; plasma membrane. NCBI's taxonomy places the organism in Eukaryota, Metazoa, Chordata, Mammalia, Primates, Cercopithecidae. The coding region runs from base 711 to 1808 and encodes 365 amino acids. Gene Ontology annotation, biological process: chemical synaptic transmission; G protein-coupled receptor signaling pathway, coupled to cyclic nucleotide second messenger. The record is from RefSeq and is a predicted model, not a curated record. The transcript is spliced from 2 exons. Gene Ontology annotation, molecular function: neurotransmitter receptor activity; G protein-coupled serotonin receptor activity.